AUGCGCCCUGCUGCUGGCAGCCCAACGCCUAGUUCCCCUCUGACCCUCGCCGAUAUUGUGCGUCACGCCUACAACAAGAACAUCCUCCUCACCAACCCAUCCGCCGCCUUCUCGCGCACACGCACGCGCAGCCAAGCUCGACGCAGCACUCACCUUCAAGCCAUCACUGGUAUCACUGCUGGCCCCAACGGAUCGAUUCUUUGCCGCAAGCUGCAGCAGACCUGCUUCUGGCGUCACUUGCAACGCGUCUUCUUCGACAAUCCAGACGAGUGCAGUCUCUUCGAGAUCAUGACCGUCACCGAGUACGAGAAGUAUGUUCAGACCAAGCAUCGAGCCGCUAUCCCAGAAGCAGCUUUGGCCGUGGGGAUCGAGACAACCACCACGACUGUCCCUCACACCAGCACCACCUUCUCUACUCCCACUGCCACAGCUGCUACAGCUGCUACAGCUGCUUCAACGACCUCUCCUUCUUCUCCAAUUAUGCAGUCCAAUAUUCCCGCCGCCGCCUCGUCCCCCUGCUUCACAAGCAUGGAAAAAACCAGCAUCGCCAACACCAAAAAUGAUCAUAAUCCAAUCGAGAGCCACAAGCACACCAUUGACGACGAUAACGACGACGAUAACGACUCGUUACCAACACGACUGCAGAUCCUGGUGUGCCGUACCCCUCGCCUGGCGCGUCGUCACCACGUUCCCCAGCGCCGAUCUCUGACUCGAGCCCAAGCCCAAGCCCGAUCCUGGGCCUGUUCCGACUACCGCCUUCAUCUCCAUGACGGCGCUGCCCAGUUGACACACAAAUACAGUGUGCUGCGUGACACUGUUUCAGUCCAGCCGACCAUUAGCGUUGCACACGCGGCGCUGCGGGCUCGUUCCUUUAUCGCCUGA
Molecule: messenger RNA, 882 nt
Organism: Monosiga brevicollis MX1
Lineage: Eukaryota; Choanoflagellata; Craspedida; Salpingoecidae
Exons: 1
Coding region: 1-882 (293 amino acids)
Source: RefSeq, a predicted model, not a curated record